Molecule: messenger RNA, 1392 nt
Organism: Juglans microcarpa x Juglans regia
Lineage: Eukaryota; Viridiplantae; Streptophyta; Magnoliopsida; Fagales; Juglandaceae
Product: NAC domain-containing protein 73-like
Exons: 3
Coding region: 335-1180 (281 amino acids)
Biological process (GO): regulation of DNA-templated transcription
Cellular component (GO): nucleus
Molecular function (GO): DNA-binding transcription factor activity; transcription cis-regulatory region binding
Source: RefSeq, a predicted model, not a curated record
CUUGCUAUAUUUUGGAAGGUUUCAAUCCUCUCUGAUCUCUCACUCUCUCUCUUUCCAGUGGCUAAGAGCAAGGAGGGAGCCAGGACAAGCAUUCAGAGUAAAUGAAGCGAGGAAGAAUCUAAUUCCUUUCCAGCCCUUAACAAGAACAUGCAUGAGGGGAACAAGCGUUAGAAGAGACAAGUUGCAUGCUUUCCAUUUAAUUAUUAUUUCUUGAUCUCUCCCUUCUUUGGAUUUUGUUUAUUUUAAAAUUUGGAGCAGCAGUGAGUGGUGCUGGAUCGAGGAACCAAUAAAGGAAUUCCACUGGUGGCACCCGCACAAGGGAGAAAACAAGGAAAUGACUCAAUGCAACGAGGGUGGCGACAACAACAUAAUCGUUUCUGCAAAUAGCAGAGACUAUCCGAUUAGAACUUGUGCUACAUGUGGUUAUCAGAUUAAAUGCCAAGAUAAAUUACAGGCUAGACUUCACGAUUUGCCGGGGCUACCUGCGGGUGUUAAGUUUGAUCCAUCUGAUCAAGAAAUUCUUGAACACCUGGAGGGCAAGGUGCUGUCUGAUGCUCGUAAGCUUCACCCUCUUCUCGAUGAGUUCAUCCCUACUAUUGAUGGAGAGAAUGGAAUUUGCUACACCCACCCUGAAAGGUUGCCAGGAGUAAGCAAAGAUGGCCAAGUCCGGCACUACUUUCACCGACCAUCAAAAGCAUAUACGACGGGAACUCGGAAAAGGAGAAAGGUGCACACAGAGAUGGAAGGUAGCGAGACAAGGUGGCACAAAACAGGCAAGACCAGGCCAAUUUUCGUCAUUGGCAAGGUCAAAGGUUUCAAAAAGAUACUCGUGCUCUACACCAACUAUGGAAAGCAAAGAAAGCCUGAGAAAACCAACUGGGUAAUGCACCAAUACCACCUUGGAAAUAAUGAAGAAGAGACAGAUGGAGAGUUGGUGGUGUCAAAAAUUUUCUAUCAAACCCAGCCGCGACAGUGCGGUUCUUUCAUUAAGGAGUCGCUUUCCUCAAAAUUGAAGGGACAAAAUGGACAUGGGAGUACUGGUCUUAGGAAAAAUGGCCUCUUUGAGUACUAUAAUUCUUCCUUGAUAUGCUUUGAGCAGGGCAACCAAAAUGGGUCAAGCACUCCUCAUGAUCUACUUCCUCAUUUUGCAGUCCAUGAUGUGUCUUCUUUUAUUUCUUGAUAGAAAGGAUGGAAAAAAGACUGGAUGGGGAUGAAGAAUAGCGAUCCUUGCUAUGCAAGCAUGGAUGCAUAGCCAAAUUAAUGUAUUGAUAUUUUUAGGAGAAACAUAAAGGCAGUGGGAGGAAUAAGGACUGUUUAUUUUAAUGAAGACCAGAUCUCUAGCUGAGACAAAAACAGACUAAUUAUUCUAGGAUAUCAUUGAAGAUUUGGCCA